Messenger RNA from Eutrema salsugineum, 2142 nucleotides. RefSeq names its product pentatricopeptide repeat-containing protein At5g14080. The coding region runs from base 73 to 1977 and encodes 634 amino acids. Gene Ontology annotation, molecular function: protein binding. NCBI's taxonomy places the organism in Eukaryota, Viridiplantae, Streptophyta, Magnoliopsida, Brassicales, Brassicaceae. The record is from RefSeq and is a predicted model, not a curated record. The transcript is spliced from 2 exons.
UGAAAUGGGUGACGUCACCUUCUCCGCCGUGACCUUAAUUAAACCGUUUUAUCCAAGGAGCUCCCUCCGACCAUGGGACCAGCGGCGGAGCUCGCGGUGAGGAUCGGCCGGGAGCUUCUAAAAGUUUCUGGAAGCUCUCGCUCGGCCCGAACAUGGAGUCCAUCGGUUGAACAGAGUCUUCACGGUCUCGGAUUUCGUCACUCGGUAAGUCCUUUGCUUGUGGCUCGAGUCAUUGACCCGUUCCUCCUGAACCACCAUUCCCUCGCUCUCGGGUUCUUCAAUUGGGCCGCUCAGCAACCGGGUUACUCUCACGACUCGCUCUCUUAUCACUCUAUCUUCAAGUCUCUUUCGCUUUCUCGACAGUUCUCCGCCAUGGAUGCCCUCUUCAAACAGGUCAAAUCGCAGAAAAUCCUCCUCGAUUCUUCCGUGUAUCGCUCCCUCAUUGAUGCGCUUCUGCUGGGUAGGAAAGCUCAGAGCGCGUUCUGGGUUUUAGAAGAAGCUCUUUCGACGGGUCGGGAGAUUCAUCCCGAUGUAUGCAAUCGUCUUUUAGCUGCUCUGACUUCUGAUGGGUAUUCUGAUUAUGCUCAGAAACUGUUUGUUAAAAUGCGCCAAAGAGGUAUUUCUCUGAAUACUCUUGGCUUCGGCGUGUAUAUAGGAAGUUUCUGUAGGAGUUCCGAAACGAAUCAACUCUUGAGAUCGGUGGAUGAGGUUAAAAAGGCUAACUUGAACAUCAAUGGCUCCAUUAUUGCACUGUUGAUUCUCCAUGGUCUUUGUAAAUCUUCUAGAGAGAUGGAAGCUUUCUACAUUUUGGAAGAGCUAAGAAACAUAGAUUGCAAACCGGAUUUUAUGGCCUAUAGAAUCAUAGCUGAAGCGUUUGUGUUAACUGGGAAUCUCUACGAGAGACAGGUCGUCCUGAAGAAGAAGAGAAAGCUUGGAGUAGCACCCAGGAGCAGCGAUUACAGAUAUUUCAUCGUGGAUUUGAUUUCCGCAAAGCGAUUAACGGAGGCCAAGGAAGUGGCUGAGGUGAUUGUGAGUGGAAACUUCCCCAUUGAUUAUGAUAUCUUAGACUCGUUAAUCGGAUCAGUCUCUGCAGUCGAUCCAGAUUCUGCUGUUGGCUUCUUAAAUUUCAUGGUAAUAAACACAGGGAAAUUGCCUGCAAUUCGGACUCUGAGCAAGUUGAGUAAGAAUCUUUGCCGGCACGACAAGAGCGACCAUCUGAUAAAGGCUUAUGAGCUUUUGUCAAGCAAAGGUUAUUUUUCAGAGCUUGAGAGUUAUAGUCUGAUGAUAUCGUUCCUGUGCAAGGCCGGGAGAGUCAGAGAAGGUUACAGUGCUCUGCACGAAAUGAAGAAGAAAGGGCUUGAUCCAGACGUGUCAAUCUAUAAUGCGCUCAUUGAAGCUUGUUGCAGAGCGGAAAUGAUCCGUCCAGCGAAGAAACUCUGGGAUGAGAUGUUUGUAGAAGGCUGCAGAAUGAAUCUGACGACGUACAAUGUACUUAUCAAGAAAUUGUCAGAGGAAGGCGAGGUAGAGGACUCUUUGAGGCUGUUUCAGAAGAUGCUUGAGAAAGGGAUAGAACCAGAUGAAACAAUCUAUACGUCUCUCAUUGAAGGCCUAUGCAAAGAUACAAAACUUGAAGCUGCUUUGGAAGUCUUCAAAAAGUGUAUGGAGAGGGAUAAAACAGUUGCGAGAAGGGUAUUGAGCACGUUUGUCUUAAAUCUAUGCAGCAAUGGCCAUUUUGCUGAGGCAUCGCAGCUGCUGCGCAAGCGAGAACACUUAGAACACACAGGUGCACAUGUAGUGUUGCUGAAAUGUGUGGCUGACGCGAAAGAGGUUGAGAUUGGAAUCAGACAUAUGAAAUGGAUCAAAGAGGUAUCGCCAUCUCUUGUUCACACCAUUUCUUCUGACCUGUUAGCGUCUUUCUGUUCAUCAUCUGAUCCUGAUUCCAUUCUUCCGUUUAUUCAUGCACUUGAGCACACAUAAUUACACCAAUAGGCUUUAGCCUUUAGCAAUUAGAUUCCCUCAGUUGUGUUUUUCCCUUUAUUCUGUGUAGAUCCUAUUCCUAUAGGUUGUAACCAAUCUCUAGGUGACUGUAUAAAGUUACAAGUCGUUAUAUUGUCUAUGUAAGAAAUAUUCGAAUGAAUAAUU